AUGGUGAGCCUCAUGCGCGAGGUCGAGAAGGGCCGGCAGGCGGGCGAGGAGGUCGCUAGGCUGCAGGCUGAGGUUGCCGAGGUCAGCGAGAGGUACGAGACGACGCUAGAGCUGCUGGGCGAGAAGAGCGAGCUGGUGGAUGAGCUCAAGGCAGAUGUGCAGGAUGUCAAGGCCAUGUACAGAGAUUUGGUGGAGAGGACAAUCAAAUGA
Molecule: messenger RNA, 210 nt
Organism: Cryphonectria parasitica EP155
Lineage: Eukaryota; Fungi; Ascomycota; Sordariomycetes; Diaporthales; Cryphonectriaceae
Exons: 1
Coding region: 1-210 (69 amino acids)
Cellular component (GO): endoplasmic reticulum; Golgi apparatus
Source: RefSeq, a predicted model, not a curated record